Molecule: messenger RNA, 9310 nt
Organism: Anopheles stephensi (Asian malaria mosquito)
Lineage: Eukaryota; Metazoa; Arthropoda; Insecta; Diptera; Culicidae
Product: netrin receptor UNC5C-like
Exons: 12
Coding region: 446-4051 (1201 amino acids)
Biological process (GO): netrin-activated signaling pathway; motor neuron axon guidance
Cellular component (GO): membrane
Molecular function (GO): netrin receptor activity; protein binding
Source: RefSeq, a predicted model, not a curated record
CUUUCUCUCUCCCACUCAGUCUGAUCGAAAACAUUGAACGGAAAGGACGCGUUUCGUCGUCGCGGCCAUUCAACGAGUUUCGUGUUCCUGUGGUGUGGGUUUGUGCUGCUGUUGUUGAGGACGGGAUUAUAUCAGCAAACAAUAGUUUAAAGAACCGUAUGUUGCAAGAGUGAAUAACCUGGACAGAGUGGGAAAAAACAAAAAAAAACCUUUUUUGAUUAUAAUUGCUCAAAAGAAGGCAAAACUUGCUCAACUAAGAUAUCACAGCUCAACAAAGAUAUCAUAGCUGUUCAAUGUCGCUGAAAGUGACUUACGGGUGGCCUAAUGUGUAGCUUUGUGCUGUUCCCACUGAAGGGAUACCGCUCAACCGACACACAUACGCCCCACUACACACGCUCAGCCACAUACUCCAGAUAGCAACGGCUACUGCGCCGUAGUCGUAAACAUGAGGAUAACAGCAGCGACAUUGUUUCCAUUAUUUAUCGGCUUGUUCGGCUUGGUGGAGAAUGUAAUUGGUCUCAAAGUGAAUAAGGAUCACCAACACCAGCGACAGCUCGCAGGUGGUCCGCUCGACCGAGGUCGAGCAGGGCACACCGCGGUAAACGACGAUUUUGGCUACAUUUCCGAUGCCAUGCUGCCGGAUGUACAUGGCGACAGUACCAGCUCGCUCGGUGCAGCCAUGUCAAAGGGCGCCAGCAGUGCUGGUGGUGGUGCUGGUCCAACAUUCAAGUCGGAUGUGUCCACCAGCUUACCGGCUUUCUCCGGGACAGUUACCAAUGCAAAACCGAUGCUCGGAGAGUCCGACGACCGGUACGAAGAAGAAGAAGAGGAUGAAGAGGAUGAAUACGAGGAUGGUGGCGAGCUGUUGGGGAACUUCGAUGAAGACAGUCGAGCCACCGAGGAUCGAGCUACGAAUGAGAAAGGGCAUGGCUCGCUGGAUUACACCGAUAACUUUGAGGUAGCGGCCAUCGAUCAGAUCGAGAGCUUUGGAGCGGGCAAUGACGGGACUCCGCUUCCGGUGUUUCUAGUCGAGCCAAAGAGCACUUAUGUAAUGAAGAACCGACCAGCCAAGCUGUACUGUAAGGCGUCGCAUGCACUACAGAUCUCAUUCAAGUGCAGCGGAAGUACUAAACCACCGACAGAGGAGGAACACCAUACCGAUCCACACAGCGGUGUGCAGCUGCGAGAAGCGACGGCCACCAUUACCCGCGAGCUGGUCGACGAGUUCUUCGGCAAAGGUUCCUUCAAAUGUGAAUGCCGUGCCUACUCGGCGCGCGGUCAGGUCAAGACGCAGCCGGUUACGAUCCAAGUGGCAACCAUUAAGAAACAAAUUAGCAUCUCACCGAAGAUCGUGCGCGUCGCCACGGGUGGUCGGGCCGAGCUGAACUGCAUCGCGAAUGCAACACCGGCGGCCAAAGUCGUGUGGCUGAAGAACGGUGUGCCGGUGCAAGCCAAUCCACCGUUCGUACUGCUGGCUGACAACUCGCUGCUGAUUGCUCGAGUGGAAAUACAGGACAUGGCCAAUUAUACAUGUGUUGCGGAGAACAUCGUCGGUAAGCGCGUAUCCGAACCAGUUCCAAUCGCCGUAUACGUUGAUGGAGGCUGGAGCCAGUGGAGCCCUUGGACGGACUGCAAGUGCCCCGGUCAUGCCAAACAAGGCCAAAAACGUACCCGUGUGUGCAAUAGUCCUGUACCAAUAAACAAUGGAGCAUCGUGUAAAGGAGCGAGCACGGAGUCCACUCCUGAUUGUCUUCCUUGCUCAGACGAUGUCCAAAUUGUGAAUCCAAAUGGAUAUCAUCUAAGUGCCGGCCGUUGGUCAAGCUGGUCCGAAUGGAGUGAGUGUGGCCCAGACUGCACCCAGAUUCGGCAGCGAUCGUGUGUCGGCAGCUCAGCUCAAAUGGCUUCCGCCGGAAGUGUUUCAGUGGCCACGGCCGCCUUAGUUGCCAACAGUUCCUCUGCACAAGCAUUCGCAAUCGAUAGCGGUGGCACCAUCGUCAGCUGCGUUGGCAAAAGUCAACAAUCCAUCAAAUGCACCGGUGGAUUGUGUAACUACACGGCACACGAUUCGAGCUGGUCCAUGUACCUGUGGGUUACCCUGAUCGCCGCACUGUGCUUAGGACUAUUUUUUGCCCUGUUCCGGCUCAUCCGAAGGAAGAAAACCAUUCCAGCGUACAAUUUGGCUCGUUCAGAAAUGCCGACCGAAUAUUUCGCCAACGAGAGCAAAAAGCUGACCCAUUUCCAGCCGGAUCUGACGCAGAACACGGGCCCCAUCAAUUACGAGUACCCGAUGACAGCGUCCCACCAGCAGCAGCCACCGUCCCAUCUGUCCGGUCACCUACAUCAUCAUCAUCUGUCUUCGCUGCACCACCAGCACGGUAGCAGUCUGCUGGGGCCGGCAGUCACGGCCGGACACGGACAGCUUCAUCCCCCGAGCCAAUCGCAGCAGCAAGCGCCAACCCUUCCGAUCGGGGGCCUCAAAUCGUCAUUGCCUUUGCCACGGUCCAAUUCCGAGCACCAUUACGACGUGCCCCAUUUAUGCAAUAACUACAUCUACCCGUUGGACAAAGUCAGCAUCAAUGAAUCAUACUCCUCGUCCACCUAUUCGAAGCGCGUGUGCAGUGUGGAAUCGCUCGAGACAUCGACCAACACAUCAGCAGAUUCCGCCUACGAUCAGGCACCGAUGAUUCCCAACCAUAGCUCGCCCGCCAUUCGGCCGACGACCCUGGUGGAAGAGGCGGGAACAUUCCGGGGCACCGAGGUAACGCAGGCGACGCUCACACCGGCCGGAGCAUUGCUCAAGCUUAACACCUACUCGACCGCGCUGCUAAUCCCCGAAGGGGCCAUUCCGAAGCACCAGCGGCACAACGUGGUCCUCUCGAUCGUGCGCGACGACAAGCAUCACGUGCCGGUACCGACCGGGCCCCGCUCAACCUACCUCAGCCCGGUAGUGUUCUGUGGGCCGGUCGAUACGAAAGUAAAUAAACCGAUCGUCAUGAAGCUGCCGCACUGUGCCGAGAACCUUUCGAACUGGGCCUUUUCGCUGUACAGCGCCCCGGACAAUGUGACCGCGUGGAGCAAGGUCGUGACCAUCGGCGAGGAGACGAUCAACACACCGGCGCUGGUGCAGAUCGAUAAGCGGUACGCGUACGUACUGACCGAAGCGUUCGGCAAGUACGUGCUGGUGGGCGAAUCGGCCACCGACAUUCAGGAGCGGGUCGCCUGCAAAAAGCUGCGGCUCUUUAUGUGCGGUCCGUCAACCAUUCCCGAGUUUUCCGAUGUUAGUUUGCGGAUCUACAUCGUGGAAGAUAACCCCGGGGCCGAGGAGCGGUGUCGACACUGCGAGCAAGAGAUCGGCGGUGUAGUGCUCGGUCGCAGCACGGUGUUACACUUUGCCGAUGUCGGCCAGGGGCUAAUCAUCGACAUGCAGUGCGUUGGGGGCUGGCGGACGAAGAGUACCAGCGAACGACAGACGAUACCGUUCUCGCACGUGUGGAACAGCAACUGUACCGCACUGCACUGCAGCUUUACGCUCUGUCGGACGGAGCACGACAAGUGUGACUUCAAGAUCGAAGUGCAGGCAACGCAGGAUUGCGGAUCGUUGGAGAGUCUCAGCGCGGUUGGUGCGCCGGCCACGAUGAGCAUCUCGUCGUUCGUCCCGAUGCCAAAGGUGGGCCACUGUCAGCAUUCAUCCAGCUCCUUCGAAACGAUGACCAUUUGCAGCGUCGGGUCGGGAUCGGGCGAUCACACCAACGUGCUCGCUACCGAUCGUUUCCGGCUAUCGAAGGACGUCAAGCGGAAGCUGUGCCGUUGCCUCGACCCACCGACCCAGAAACGGAACGAUUGGCGCAUGCUGGCGGCCCACCUCAACGUUGACCGGUACCUCACGUACUUCGCCACUCGGCCCUCACCCACCGACCAGAUCCUCGACCUGUGGGAGUGUCGCAAUCGCGAGCUGAACGCUCUGCAGCAACUGAUCGAGAUCUGUCGAACGAUGGAACGACCGGAUGCGGUCGCAAUACUCGAACAGAUCCACCAUGCGCCCUGGGUGUAGGUUCCGACCGUCAUAUGCUCAUUACGAUGGCUACGGUGGCUGCCCCGAACUACGCGGAAGCCACACCAGAACUAACGAAUAACCAAGCGAUGGCUGCGAUAUAGGUCAAGUCACUCUUUAUAAAUAUUUAUAAUUCAUUAUCUCCAAACGGACACCGCUCGGUCGGUCGGUCUGUCAGCGUUGCACCAGCCGUUUUGCGAAUGACUGACAGGCGGUCUGUCCUGGAACCGCUCCCGAACAACCCUAUCCCUUUGCUCCUUCUACAACCCCAUCCCCAACUGAACAAUCCUAUCGGACAAUCUUUUAUUAACUCUACCACUGCUGCUGCGGACGAUAGCCAACCCCGACCGUCGCUCUCGCUCUGCACGGGUUGUCGGAUGUCAUUUACUGACACGGUACGGAUGCGAGGCGUCAUUGUACUGAUUGCAAUUGCACGAUGUUACGAUGCACGGUGAUUGCACGGCAUUGCAGCAGCCACCAAGACGACGCUGGCCAGCACAGAAGGAGGGUCCUGUCCGUUCGGAAAUGCCUUUCGAAUCGUGAAGUUCAGAGGCGGAGAGGUUAGCUGAAAGGUUAGUUUUGCGAAUGGGAAUGUGUUACAUACUACGGGCGGCCAAUGCAGCGGGGGUUAACCUGCAGAGACAGUUGGACCACCGCGCAAAGCUGUUUCUUUUACUUUUUUCGUUUUUUUUUUUUUGUAAUCCGUAUAAUCUAGCAUAGCUGUGUCUGUUGCUUUACUCGUGCACCGAAAAACAUACAAUUAAUCUCAAACAGACAUACAACAGACUGUAUCCCUCAGUCACAGAAGUUCACUAGGAAAUGGCUAGGAAAAUUGAUCCGUUUUGAUAGAGAAUAUUGUCGUGCACAAGCACUCUGGAAUCAAUCCGGAAUCAUAUCAUAGCUCGAUGGUGGAUUUUACUAGGAUGAUUUUAUAACUCUCUCCAGCAUGUCAUCAGACGGGACAUUUUCUUAAAAAUUACCGGCAUUUCUCAAGGCAUCGCUUGCAAAAGGCACACCUGUCUCCUACUACCACACCUGUAGACCUGCUGUGUCUCCACACCUGUAGACCAUACUACCAUACUAUACCGCGUGGUACAGCAUAGAGUGAAAGGAAACCAAUAGAGUUAAUACAUAAGACUGAACAAAUUGGUGUACAGGAGCAAGCGCGUACACGCAUGAUAAUUACGCGCAGUUGAAAUGGCAUUCUGCGCAUCCAAUAAUGCUAGACCAGAAGGAACUAUACCAAAAGAGAACGCAUGGAACCGCGCAUUAUGCAGGAGUUCUGAGAGACCGAUCGUCACAAUGUGCGAUUGUGUGAGAUACUAUCGGUUUAAGUUCUUACCAUACGGAGGCGAGAUGUAUUAUAAUGUUUUGCGAACUGUCGAAGGCAGCCUGCGUCCAGUGUCCUUCUCCACGAAAAUGAAUGUGUGUUGAAUGCGUUUGUUUCUAUUGUACUGUAAUGUGUAGUGUAUUUUUAAGCAACCGAGUAGCGUCGGAGUUUGUCUCGGUCUCAAAAAGAAGUUCCAGUGUAGAACGAAACGAAACUAUGUUAAAGCUGAUUUUAUGUAAAUUUGUUUCUCUCUCUCUCUAACAUACAACAUCGGAUUUAGCUACCCGUGGUUAGUACGUGCAUUAUAUGCGCACAAUUGAUUCCUUACCCAUCCAUCGUCUUGUACCAUAUACUCUAUGUAGUGUCUAGGGGAAAAAAAAACGACGAGCAACGAGAAACAAACUGUAACAACGAUUAGCCGAGGAUAAAGGGAGAACCAGAAACGUGAUAAAAUGUUUAAAAUAUUUUGUUCGUUUUUUCUUACUCCGGUUCGGUUCAGGCAUUCUCUGCUCUAAAAACAUUAGUUUGUACCUUUAAAUGUGACGUAUGCAUUUACAAAAAAGGACUAAUUUAAACGAUACUUUUCAUUCGAUGGUUCGAUGUAGUUAUGGUCAAAAUGGCUGAGGAAUUACAAUCAAAGAUUUGAGUUGAAUUCUGAGUUUUUUUUUAGUAAUGAAGAUGGAAAUAGUGAAGUACGUCCUGACGACUUGUUAUGACCACUUCGAAUAACUUCGCGUUUUCUUCUUUUUACUUGGCUCUUCAACGUCGAGUGAUCUUGGCCUGCCAUUUCUGGCUUUCCUUGACUUGAUUUUACCCAGUCUUCCGUGUGGAGAAGCGGCCCGGAUGGUUUUUGAUCAACGGCCCUGCCUCGGCCACCGGACCGCUCCAACGACAACCUCUCCUCACAGGUGAAUAAACCACAUGGCAAGGUAAGGGAUCUGAGCAUCCUUUUAAGCGGUAAAAAUAUCCUGGACAAGAUAGACAAGGUCAAACAAAACUCUCUAUCCAUGAAAGGGAGAAAGUCGUCCAUGUGACAGUUAGUCGGAUUUAGUGACUAACGACGAUUGUAAAAUGUGUGUUGAAAGGCCUUUUAAAUCAUUCUAUAACCAUUAUGGUAUAUGAGCAGAGUAUAAAGGGCCACACAGAUUUAAAACAAAAUGAACAUUUAUUUUUAGAGCAUCCAUAGUUAAGGCCUCAACUAACUAGAAUGCACUUACGGUUCCACUCCAAAUCUGGCCUGUUUAACUCGGAUUUCUAUUACGAAGAAAUGGAAUCGUCGGCUCCACAUGGAACCGUUCGGAAUCGUCCUCAACCGUCGAAACCUUCAGAACCUUUCGGAACUGUCCUAAAACGGUUUCGAAUGGUGCGUUUCGUCGGAUUUUGUUUGGAAUCGUUCGGGACCAGUUCCUCUUCUUUGCCAAUUUAGCCCAUCUAUUCAGUGGCGGAUCAACCAAGGAGCGGAAGGAGCGACCACUCGGGGCCUCGAAACUCAGGAGGGCCUCAUCGGUAAGGGAAGUUCUGUUGUUUCCCUCUAAAAUCACAAUUACAGGGGCCACAACUGCCAUUCCGCUCGGGGCCUCCAAAUAUCUUGACCCAGCACUGCAUCUAUUGUGGUAGCUUCUAAAGGGUCGCCCGAAAAGGGCAGGCAAUUUUUUUUUGAAGAAUUCUGUAAUUCUCUGCUCAAGCUAAAUGUUAUCCAUUUUAUUGUCGGUCGUUAGUUAGUCUAUUUUUGUAAUGCAUACGCUACAGGAAACGAAAUCCUUAUCGAACUUAACGAAAUUGCCUUUUCCUAGUUUUUACGAUAGGUUUAACAUGUUCUCGCUUCUAUUACGACCCUUGCUUGCUGACGUUCGAAUGUUUCCCAGUUCCGCUCUAGCUCUUAAGUAGAAAUAGCGUUUAAAGCAACGAAUGAAUUCCCCACGUGUGUUGUAUGAUUGCUUAUUUCACAGUUGUACGUACUCUCGCAAUGUGUAACAUGUUAGAAAGUUCUUACUAUUAGUUGAUGCUAACGAGUCGAGAGGCUAAUGAGUGGAACGUCCUUUUCUGUGCGUAUGUGAUUCAUCAUGGUACCAGAAGACAAGGCAACCGAGUAAAACGCCCCAACAGGGGCACAAGUGGGGAUGCUUCGCCUCGAAGAGGGAUGCUGCUGAUUGCUUCAAGAAUUCAAGUGCCAAGAGGAAUCUUUUUGUUUCCCACUGACAAAAAAACCAACGUAUUUUGUUCCUUUUCCUAUCACAUCCACUCACUCGGUGUGUGCUGUACUAACGAACAAACGCCGUUCGCUUAGAUUGUCCCGGCAUCCUUCCGUGUCCUUUAGCGACAUUCAAGGCAACGUCACAAGGACAAUGCACAAGAGCGGUGGUGGCAUUGUAUUGCAGCUCAAACAUCAUAUUUCGCUCCCUUCUUCCGGUCUGGCUGUUGGCUGGUCCCUUCUUGGACACGUGCUACACAAAUCAACCAGCAUCUCCCAGCAUCGCCCGUGCUUCCACUUCCGGCCACCCAGCAGGCACCCGAUGGCAAUUAACUCAGCUGGAAACGAAAUUAAUUGUAAAACCGCACCGCGCAUCGGUACCGCAACCGCAUUGUGUGCACAUGCAUGCAACAAUGAGUAAAACAAAGCGUCCCGGACAGAAAUAUGAGCAUAAAUUGUCAAUAAAUUGCGGAAUGCAUACAUUCCUUGUCGCUGUGUCCUGCAUCCCAUCGGUGUCCUGCGUUGUCGGCGGGAAUGCCAUUGCCUACACGGCAAGGAUACAAUUUAAAAUGCGCUUUUUAGUUUGCUUCCUUUUUUUUUUGUUUGCGCCACUCACAAUACCUAUUGUGUACGCGGACACUGCCGUGGCUUAAAAGUUGCAAAGUAGGGUGAUGAUGCGUUUCCGAGUGUCCCGUAUCGUUUGUCUUUUUGCUCUCGCUGCUGUUAUUCAUUAGUUAUUCAUGUGCCGCAAAAAACCGGGCCCGUAGUGCAGUGAAAAAGUGUUUAGCUACAUACAUUUGCAUUCGUUGGAUUGAGCUAAAAUGUAUUCUAUUAGAGAACAGUUUGAACAAUGGCAACAUUGGUGACAUUUUGACCGGAAGGAAUACGUUCAGCCUCGAUGGUUUCGAUGAGCCAUUAGCUGAAAACCUCCCGCUCCGGGUUUUCUCCUCUGGGCUAGGUCGCGGUUGAUGGAAAUUGAUUUAUGGGCGAUUUUCCAUAAUCGAUGACAGUAUCGAAAGAUAAUAUUUUCACAUUAAAUACUGCUGUUCCGGGCCGUGGCAGGAGGCUGGGCUGGAUAGGUUGGAAGGUGUAGGAAGUUCAGCAAAUGGAAUACUACCGGUGCUGCACUCGACUAGGCAGGACCCGGGCAGGACAAUAGAGCAGCAGACCAAUAGAAAGGAUUAAGAGCCGAAAAAACACACACACACACACAUACGCACUUGCGUUCGUGCGUAAAUGCGGGUCGGUCCAUCAGACUAAUAGCAGCAUAAAAUAGUGCAAAUAAAUAGGAAACGUUUCGGGCCUAUGUUUCGGUUCUGUACCAACAGUUGAUGCGUAACGAACAUGACGCACCCGGACACACGAUGAGCAUAAUUAAAUCGACAUCCGCGUAGUGAACCGGAACGCGUGGUCAGACGCCCAACACGCCAAAAGGGAGGCACUCAACGGGGUGGUGUUGCGACAAGUGGUGUACGAAACGCCACCGCUGUGUGUGUGGGUUGUUCAGCUGGGGAGUUUUGUAAAUCCGGUAGCAGUUGUCCUACGGGACAGCUUCACCAUAUGUGUGUAGAUAUACUCGAAUUCUUGUGUAAGUAGUUUCCCAUAGCUAUGUAUGUGUAAUCGAUAGGAAUGUGCUACCGUAACGAUUGAUAUGCAUAUACAUUUAAUAUACCGGCUCGUAGAGGCAUAUACAUAUAUAUAUUUGUUAUAAAAUAUAAUCGAAAACUAUACCGUGUAA